AUGUACCAUGACCUCAAGAGGUACUAUCAUUGGGUCGGGAUGAAGAGGGAUGUAGCAGACUGGGUUGCGAAGUGCAACACUUGUGCCUUGGUGAAGGCAGAGCAUCAGGUUCCGGGUGGUCUUUUGCAGAGUUUACCCAUUCCAGAGUGGAAGUGGGAUAGGAUUACGAUGGAUUUCGUGGUUGGACUACCUGUUUCGAGGACUUUCGAUGCUAUCUGGGUGAUUGUGGAUCGGUUGACUAAGUCGCACAUUUCUUGGCCAUCAAGAAGACAGAUGGAGCUGCUGUCUUGGCUAGGAAGUUUGUCAGAGAUUGUGAGGCUGCAUGAGUCCCAGAUUCACUUCAGAGUUUUGGAGGGCGUUUCAGGCAGAGAUGGGCACUAA
Microthlaspi erraticum is the source of this 381-nucleotide messenger RNA. NCBI's taxonomy places the organism in Eukaryota, Viridiplantae, Streptophyta, Magnoliopsida, Brassicales, Brassicaceae. The record is from the annotation of a GenBank genome assembly.